This is a messenger RNA of Cloeon dipterum, 441 nucleotides long. RefSeq lists its product as uncharacterized. The transcript has 2 exons. NCBI's taxonomy places the organism in Eukaryota, Metazoa, Arthropoda, Insecta, Ephemeroptera, Baetidae. The coding region runs from base 1 to 441 and encodes 146 amino acids. The record is from RefSeq and is a predicted model, not a curated record.
AUGACAACCCUCCAAUGGAUGAACGUGAGAGCAGGAAGGACCGUUGACACGUCCGACAUUGACCCUGCCCACUACGUCAAUGGUGAGCCGCCGAUCUGCAUCGCCAGGGCGAGGCACGGCGGCCACCUUCUGCCAGGGUACGUGCGCCUGACCAAUCACGUCGGAUACUUCGCAGACAGGCGUGAAGUGGUCAAGAAGACCGAAUACCAGCUGCUCCUGGAUGGAAGUGUGGCAUGGCAGGAAGUUGGCGAGGGCGAACCUGUGCCUGAAAACGCAGUGAAGAUCGGAAGCACCUGCCAAGAAACGCUAUACCUGGGAGCGGCCAAUGUCAACGGAGAAGACUUACUUGGCACAGUUGCAAGCAGUGUCUGCUCGAUUGCGAUAGAUGACCGCGUGUUUGAGACCAGAACCUUUUCCAUCCUGGUGCGAAUGACGAGUUGA